This is a messenger RNA of Colletotrichum orchidophilum, 201 nucleotides long. RefSeq names its product cytochrome P450 monooxygenase. Lineage: Eukaryota; Fungi; Ascomycota; Sordariomycetes; Glomerellales; Glomerellaceae. The coding region runs from base 1 to 201 and encodes 66 amino acids. The record is from RefSeq and is a predicted model, not a curated record. The transcript has a single exon.
AUGCAGGAUAUGACGAUACUCAACCACCAUUUCCCGAAGGACACGAACGUGAAGAUGGUCACCAUUGGCAAGAGCUUCGUGAAGCCUCCCUUCCAUAUCCCCGACGCCCUGCGAUCCAAGACAGCACUCGACGCCUCCAGCCGGAUCCGAAGCUGGAAGACCUUGCCGUAUUCCACGGCUGACUUCAAGCCAGAGCGUUGA